UAAACACACCAAACCAUUUCCAAACCCUAGUGGGGCGGGAACUACGCUUCUCUUCACACUCUCUCUCUAUCUGAGCUUUCUAUAUUUAUAUAGAGAUCUACAGGAUUAUUCCACUCCGGCGAUAUGAUUCAGGCGAAAAUCUGAGUUUUCAUUUCAAAACAUUAUUUCCAAUUGGAUAAUUUUCCUUGGAUUUUGAUAUUCUUUCGUUAUUUCUGGUUGUGUUUUACUGGUGUCACGUGCUGCAUGAUCAUCGGUGAUGGCUUCGGCUUGCGUGAACAACGUCGGAGUUUCGCCGGAGACUUUUCUCGACUGUCCUCCGACGUUCCCGGCGUACGGCUGGUUGAGUCCUAGAAUUUCUUUCAGCCGUGAUUUCCCCGAAGAGGAUCCGAAUGCGAAGACGUCCUCAACAGCUGAACAACAGAAGUCUACGGAGAAACAAGAUCCCGAAGUUUACGGCAAGGAUUUUGGAGAUUUUGAGUUCAGGCUUGAAGAUCCGGUGACAAUGCUUCCGGCGGACGAGCUCUUCUCCGAUGGGAAGCUUGUGCCUCUGCAACUUACCACGGUUCGUCCUUCUGUUGAUUCGACCGCGGCAACGUCGACUUCGGAGGAGAUAAGGUCACCAGAGGAGAUGAAAUCGCGCCGGAGAGCUGAGGUGUCCGGGACAGAUCCGUACUUAUUCUCCCCUAAGGCGCCGAGAUGUUCGAGUAGAUGGAGAGAGCUUCUAGGGUUGAAGAAGCUGCAGAGCAAUCACGCUAAGCAGGAUUUGAAGAAGUCUGAUUCGUCUUUCUCUUCGAAGAAUAUUAACCCCAAGACAUUGAAGCAUUUCCUCCACAGGAGCUCGAAAUCGUCUUCAGCGGGGGCAGAUUCUACGUUGAGCCUUCCGUUGCUGAGGGAUUCUGAUUCGGAGUCCGUUUCGAUUUCUUCCCGCCUUUCUCUUUCUUCUUCAUCUUCUUCUGGCCCUGACCAUGAAGAUCUCCCGAGGCUUUCCCUUGAUUCGGAUAAACCGAAUCCGAGCCAAACAUUUUCUCUGGGCAGGAACCCACCAAGGCUUAAACUAAGGAAGCCAGCAACGGCUAGAACUGCCACAGCAACUGCAAGCGAGAACGUUAGGCCUUUUGCGGCUGAACGUCCUAAGGUGAGAGUCGGACGGAGCCCGAUUCGUAGAGCACCUGAUUCAACUACUACUCCUUCUAGAGGGGCCUCUGUCGACAGUCCUCGGAUGAACUCUUCUGGAAAAAUCGUGUUCCAGAGCUUAGAGAGGAGCUCGAGCAGUCCGAGCAGCUUCAAUGGUGGCCCGAGGAUUAAACACAGAGGAAUGGAGAGAUCUUAUUCUGCAAAUGUCAGAGUUACCCCUGUUCUAAACGUUCCGGUUUGUUCGCUUCGAGGAUCGUCGAAAUCUGGUUCGGUCUUCGGCUUCGGACAGUUAUUUUCUUCUCCUCAUAAGAAGGAUGGAACAUCCAGCAAGGGCCACACAACCAGAAAUCGAACUGAUCGGAAUUGAUUUGGUUUCAGUGUAUUUUGGUAACAUUUUGAAAAAUUUUAACUUCCGCUUCCCUCUCACCCCCUCACCGUUCUAUGGUUCUUCCAUUGUGCGGGGUAUUAUUCGCUUACAGAUUUUAGAUGUAUAUAUGCGGGCCCUUCUGUCUAAUGUAGGAUUUCUUCCACCCUGCUAAGGGUUGGAAUGCUGUUCCUCUAAUUUCUUUUUCUUACGCUCUGUUUUUGCUGGUUAUUGUAAUCUCUUCUUAGAAAAGGACUGACCUAUUACUGUGUCAGUCAUUAAGAGAUUUGUUCCAGUUGACAAGAUCAUUUUUAUUGUAAGUUUGCUGAUUCGCUUUUGUGUAUUUUGUUAUAUCCGUUGGGAAUUUCACAUUGUUGCGCUUCUUCGUCCA
Messenger RNA from Macadamia integrifolia, 1889 nucleotides. Its product is annotated as putative protein TPRXL. The record is from RefSeq and is a predicted model, not a curated record. Bases 257 to 1501 code for a protein of 414 amino acids. The transcript has a single exon. NCBI's taxonomy places the organism in Eukaryota, Viridiplantae, Streptophyta, Magnoliopsida, Proteales, Proteaceae.